This is a messenger RNA of Closterium sp. NIES-67, 3298 nucleotides long. Lineage: Eukaryota; Viridiplantae; Streptophyta; Zygnematophyceae; Desmidiales; Closteriaceae. The record is from the annotation of a GenBank genome assembly.
UUUCUCGCUCGCCUCUCUUUUGGUGUGUGAAUUACACGCCAGCCAUGGUUGAUUCUCAAUGCAUCACCAACUAGUCUACCGUUCUUAUGCGGGCCCGGGCCGUCAACGCUGAAUUCCGAAUGAUUAAUGCUGCGACGGAGUGUGUUUGGCGGCAGCCGUCGCAGCACAGCGACACGUAACAUGCAAAAUCGCUGGAGGAGAAAAGGCGAAACGAUUUCCGUUUCUGGCGCGAGCGAGGCCUUCGUGUCAGCCAUGCAGCGCUUCUUCCGGUCCGAUGGAUCGUUACACCGCCCGCUCCGUUUACAUUGUUGUACCACUAAGGUGCUUGUCGCUCUUCUCCUGCUGCUCGGCCCGGCUCUCUCUGCUUCACAAACAACCAAGCGGCAAGAGUCGCCUAAUGCGACCGCCGAUCAGUCGCGUGGCAGUGUCAACAAUAGCGCCUCAUCCUCUUCGACGUCGAAAGCCUCCAAGGCGCCGAAGCUCACCCCAUUCAACUUCACGCUCUACCAUUCCAGUGAUGAGUUGCUUCGUGAGAUACAAUCUCUGGCCGCCCGGCAUCCCCAUGCUGCAGAGCUUAAGGAGAUAACCAUCCAAUCUUCCGGCGGUUACAGAUCAACCCUCACUGCGGUUACGCUACACUGUUCACGCAUCCCACUACCUCGUUCCGAGGCUGACAACAGGCCCACAGGCUCGGAUGGAAGCUCGGGCCAAACCUCCAAUUCAGGCCUGGAAGGUGGUGGAGGAAGCUCAGAAGGAGGGCGUGUGACUAUGGAGAGGGGAAACAGGAAGCAGUGGAUGAGGGAUGGGUCGAGUAGCAAGCACAGGCGGCUCAUUAGCAGCAGCAGCGGCACCGUCAGCAGCAACAGCAGCAACAGGAGCGCUCCUGGUGCCAGGGAGGGCGAUACUCGUGAUGACAGGGAAAUGAAGGAGAUUAGAGCGACUAGAAGUCACGGUGGCUCUGCUGCUCGGCCAGCAGGCAGCAGAAGCUCGAGAAGUAGGAGCAUGGAAUUGGGGUCAGAAGCCGAUUCUGGACCACGCCUAGGCAGAGUGGUGCCGCGGUGGGGUUGGAGGCUGCAGAGUGCUAUUGAGCACGUUUUUUCCUCUGCACAUAGCGCUGCUGCUGCCACUGCUGGUGGUGGUGGUGGUGGUGGUGGUGCUGGUGGUGGUGGUGCUGCUGGUGGUGGUGGUGGUGGUGCUGCUGCUGCUGCUGCUGCUGCUGCUGCUGCUGCUGCUGCUGGUGGUGGUACUGGUGGUGGUGGUGGUGGUGGUGGUGGUGGUGGUGGUGGUGGUGGUGGUGGUGGUGGUGGAGGAGGAGUGAGGCGGAUACGGUGGGCUGUCAGCAAGCACGAUGAGAAGGACGAGGACAUGACGAGCCAGGGGCAAGCACUAGGGCAUUCCUACCCCCAGGGGAUUAUGGAGUCACCGGAGGCACUGCAUUCGGCGCCAGUACAUCCCACAACAACCCUGCCAUCAUCGUUGGGAUCGUUCCCAUCCUCGCUAUCAGCUUCCUCACAUCAGACGAGUGUAUCAGCACCACCAGUAGGCUGGACAAACCUUACAGCAGCCCGACACUCAGAUGUCUCCAGAACCUCCUCGCUCAGGCAAGGCCUGCGCAGGGUUCAAGGCACGCCUUCACCUCUUCCUCGAGCUGCUGUGAAGCAAGAGCCCUCGCUGAGGAGACAAUUGCACAGCGUUCAAGAUGUCUCCAGGACCUCCUCGCUCAGGCGAAUGCUGCGCAGCGUUCAAGGCACGCCUUCCCCUCUUCCUGGCGCCUCUGUGAAGCAUGACCCGUCGACAGCGGCUGCUGCCACACAAGAGGGCAAGGGCACAGGCAUGAUUGGCAAUGCUGCUGGGGGAGCUGCUAGAGGAGGAGAGGAUGCAGCAGAUGGCGAUGGUGCGUUCACCGGCUUUGGUGGCGGUGCAGGCUAUCUUGAGAGGAGUGGAGGUCGCAGUAACGCGUCGUGCAGCAGUGCGGCUAGCAUCCCUGGCUUCUCCACUGACCUUCCUUCUGAGCUGUCCGGGAAGCUGCGCGUUCUCCUCGUGUUUGGGCAGCACGGCAGGGAGGCCAUUACUACAGAACUCGGCUUUAACUUGCUGAGGAUCCUAGUGGGGGAGAGGGAGUUAGUUGAGAGAGGAGAGAAGCAGGAGAGUGAGAAACAGGGAGGGGCGGAGGAUGACAAGGGGGGAGAGGGGGGGAAAGAGAAAGAGGAGGAAGGGGAUGGGGGGAAGAAGGGAGAGGGGGAGGCGGGGGAGGAGGGAAAGAAGGGGGCGGAGGGAAACAAGGGUGGAAUAAGCUGGGAGCAACUUGCACUGAUCUGGCCGCACCUUGUCAUCACGAUUGUGCCCAUGGAGAAUGUGAAUGGGAGGAAGAAGGUGGAAGCGGGUCAGCUCUGUGAAAGACGAAACGGUCGUGGCGUGGACAUCAACAGGAACUGGGAUUGCGACUGGGGAGUGAAGGAACAGGACUACAACCCUCUAGAGGAGGCCCCUGGCGCCCGUGCGUUCAGCGAGCCAGAGACAGAGGCGAUGAGGCAACUGGCCGUGUGGUUUCGCCCCCAUGUGUGGGUGAACGUGCAUUCGGGCAUGGAGGCGCUUUUCACACCGCUUGACCACCGGGGGGACGGUGUUGAUGCUGCCACGCUGGCUGCCAUGCACUCCCUCUUGGAGCGCCUAGACGCAGCACACUGUGGGGGUCGCUGUGUCAUCGGCUCUGGUGGGGGCUUCGUGGGGUACUUCGCCCACGGCACGGCCACUGAUUGGAUGUACGACGUGCUGCAAGUGCCGCUUGUUUUCACAUUUGAGACGUUUGGCGACGAGAGCUUUCCGACUACUGAUUGCUUCCCGCUCUUCAAUCCAAUCACUGCUGAAAAGUUCCAGGAAGUGGUCAACUCAUGGACAGCGCUUUUCGUUUCAUUCCUCACUCUCCUCCCGGAUACCCUCAACAAGAUCCCUCACCGCAUGCUGCCUCCUUUCAACUUCUCUCUCCCCCCACCUCCGCCAAUAGCAUCAUCACCUCCUGGACUUCCCCUUCACACUACCACUCACAUGCGCCCGCAUCUCAUAUUGCUCUCACACCUGCAGGUGCCACUGCCUCAUCUGCACUUUCUGUUGCCGCUUGUCCUUCUUUUAGGCGUCUCUGCCAUAGUUCCACGGCUGUUUGCUGUUGCUGUGAGAUCUGAACACACGAGGAGGCGUAUAAUGCGUCGACUGCUACGCAGGCAAUGAUAUUUAGUAUUGACAGUGGAAAUGUUUUCAGUGGUUGAGUAGUAUGCAUCAGUUACGGUACCAUACCAGUGCA